AUGGAAAUCAUCCACGUUGACGAAACUGACUUACAGAAGUUUCGUAACUCGAAAAAUCCAAAGAUAAGAAGUUGCAAUAAGAGGCUUGUGAAUGAAGCCACAAGGAGAAAACUUGAAAAACUUAAAGACGAUUCUAAUGUAACUUCUAAAAUUCCUGCGAGUGUUCUUGACCGUUUAAUAUCAGCCCUAGGCGGUGGAACCAGUGAGCGUAGUGUAAUAAGUGAAGCUAAUGAAAGCAGUAGAGAUUCAGGAAAUGUUAAACUAAUUAACGUCGAUUUUAGUCAACGUGAACCAUCUGACAAAAUCAAUGUUAUGUCUGACUACCAUUACAACUCUAUAGAGGCGAAAACAGGCUUCGGAAUUAUGCAUGUAUUUGAUAAUCUUGAAUGUAUUUGGAAUGAAUGUGACCCUAAAAAUUACGCAACACAUGUCCUAAAAUAUAAAAAUGCUGAAGAAUUUUUCAUUACAAUUUUAAGAAGAAACAGUUCACUUAUACAUCUGAAAAGUUCAAAUCUGGAACCCAGAUUUAGAUUAGUUGAAGAGGAAUGCUUUAGUUUUAAUCAUUUAAAAGUGAUUAAGGUUAACGGUAAAAUGGCAAAGUACAACGAACUUAUUAAGGAGUUUGAAGGGCGUUAUCUUAAAAUAUGGUUUCCGUUUCUGGCAGAUAAAGUAAUUUACAAAGGGGAGAUUAUUUUUAAAGAUGACGAAAAAUUACUUGUAUCUCUUUCAAUUGAUCUAUUAACAGGAAAUAUUGAAGCUCAUUCAUAUAAACCCUCUGGAAACCCGGAUCCAAUUGAAUUGGUUUUCAAAUGUGAUAAAUCUACUGUAGAAAACUUAAAAGUUGACGACUCUACUGUAGAAAACUUAGAAAGUGAGGGACAUUAUCAAGAACUUUCUAUUGUGGAUGGGCUUUGUAAUCUUCAAUCAUGUCUUUCGCAUUACUAUAAUAAAUCAAAUUGUAAUCAAACUGAACAGGAUUAUUAUAAGAGAACGGAAAAAGAAUUUUUUGAUUUAAUUGCUACAUUUAUGGCCAAACUUGAAGAAUUAUUGGUACCUGGACAACCCUGUCAGGCAUUGAUAAAAUUGAUGAAUCGUAAACUCAUGGAAGAACUAAUUUCAAAUAAUACAGGGGUUGAAUUUAUGGAACUGGAUAUUGGUAGACGAAAAUAUGAUGAUUGUAUUAUUGAUUUAUACCCAAAUUCCAGAUAUUAUAGAGCUCCUAAAGAUACAUCAUUCAAUAAAAUAUUGGAUAACGGUAAUGUUAUCUGGGAAAGGCAGUUAAAUGAAGAGUCUAUUAAAGCAGUCUAUCUAUAUUCUUAUGAAGAAGAAAAGUGGUUAGUGAAUGUUUUUAAUGACAAUACAGUUAAAUUCCUUCACAAGCCAGCACGUAGUGAAAAUUUUUUUGAUGUUUCAAAAUUGAUGUUAAACACUAGAGAUUUGAAAAUCAUUAAAAGGAACUCAAAACUAUCGACAAUGGAUUUGACGUUUGAUUUUACAGGUUCAUUCUGUAUUAUUCCUCUUGUCGACGUUCUUAGUGUUAGUUACAAGGGUGAGGUUCAUGAAUUUAAGGAAUGUGGAGAACACCUUUCGGUUUUUCUUUUAUAUGACAUGUUAGAAAAUGAAUUAUACGUAUUUAACAGCUCCAUUUAG
Molecule: messenger RNA, 1650 nt
Organism: Theileria parva strain Muguga
Lineage: Eukaryota; Apicomplexa; Aconoidasida; Piroplasmida; Theileriidae
Exons: 1
Coding region: 1-1650 (549 amino acids)
Source: RefSeq, a predicted model, not a curated record